AUGAUCAGUGCCCAGCAAUGACACCCACCUGUGCCAGCCACCAGUGCCCAGCAGUGCCACCCAUCAGUGCCACCCACCAGUGCCCAGCAGUGCCACCCAUUAGUGCUGCCCAGCAGUUGCGCCCAGCAGUUGCGCCCAUCAGUGCCCAGCAGUGCCGCCAGCCAUCAGUGCUGUCAGUCAGUACUGCCAGUCAGUGCUACCCAUCAGUGCCGCCCAUCAGUGCCGCCUAUUAGUGCCCAUCAUUGCUGCAUAUUACUGUACCAUCAUCAGUGCCUCCUCAUCAAUGCCUACCAGUGCCACCUCAUCAGUGCCACCUCAUCAGUGCAGCUUAUCAGUGCCCAUCAGUGCUGUCUAUCCGUGCCACCUCAUCAGUGCCCAUCAGUGCUGCCUAUAAGUG
Molecule: messenger RNA, 397 nt
Organism: Staurois parvus
Lineage: Eukaryota; Metazoa; Chordata; Amphibia; Anura; Ranidae
Source: the annotation of a GenBank genome assembly